Serinus canaria (Common canary) is the source of this 1483-nucleotide messenger RNA. RefSeq names its product CD79b molecule (gene CD79B). The transcript is spliced from 6 exons. Lineage: Eukaryota; Metazoa; Chordata; Aves; Passeriformes; Fringillidae. The coding region runs from base 87 to 764 and encodes 225 amino acids. The record is from RefSeq and is a predicted model, not a curated record. Gene Ontology annotation, biological process: B cell receptor signaling pathway; B cell differentiation. Gene Ontology annotation, cellular component: external side of plasma membrane; B cell receptor complex.
UUUAGGUACUGGGGCCAGGGUGGUAGAGCAGCCGCUGUUUCUGCAAAAGCACAGGUUGGAUGUUUUCCUGCCCUGGGCACUGAAGUAUGGCUGGUCUGGGCACGAGGCUCUGGCUGCUCCCGGUGACGCUCUGGCUGCUGCCUCUGCUCACAGGUGGGACCCCAGAAGACAAGAACAGCACUGACAACAGCACAGAUGGCAGGUGUUCCCCGGUGCACCAGAACAUGCGGUACGUGGCUGUCAAGAAGAACAUGCCCAUCUACUUCAUGUGCUACUCCCAGGAGCCCCAGCUCAUGCAGUGGUACAAGACAGCAGAGGACAGGGAGGACCUCUCUGUGCUGGAUCAGAACACAGCCAGCUACCACAUCGAGAGGACAACCACCUCCAUCAACCUGACCCUCCUCAGGACCAGCUCCAAGGACAGCGGGAUCUACGUGUGUGACAGGAAGGGCCUGGUGCAGAAGGAGAAGCUGCACUCGUGUGGGACAGAGCUCCGGGUCGUGGGUACCAGCAGCAUCAAGCAGUUCCAGAACAGGAACACACUGAAAGACGCCAUCAUCAUCAUCCAGUCCAUCCUGCUCGUCAUCUUCAUCAGCAUCCCCAUCCUCCUCUUCCUAGAUAAGGGUGAAGACAAGAAGAGCCCAGAGGAGGACCACACCUAUGAGGGGCUGGAGGUGGAGCAGAUGGCCACCUACGAGGACAUCACUCCUUUCCGGGACGUGAAGGCCAAGUGGACGGUGGGGGAGCACCCAGGUGAAGAGUGAGGGGUCCUGUGCCCCCUGCCAGGCCCUGCCAGGGCCCUGCCAGCCCCCGUGGGGACAGAUCCCCUGGAGCACAGCUCUGCCUGGAUCCCGGGCUGCCAACACCUGCACAGCCAGGGCUGGGAGCCUGCUGCCCUGGGGUGCUCACGUGUCUGGGCUGUGUCCCCGAGGCUGCCCUACCCCACUGUCACUGUCCCCACCCUGCUGACUGACCCCUAAAGCUUCUGUAGAAAUUAGGAGCCACCUGUGAUCCCCCAGCAGUGAACUGGUCACACAGCCCGGGCACUGAGCUCUAGCCUGGUCAGUGCCAAGGAAGGACUGGGAAUGAGGGCUCUGCUCCAGCCCCACCACCCCAGGAAGGACAGGACCAGGCACUGCAAGGACACUGCCAACAGCACCCUGGGGCUGUUGUGAGAAGUGAAUUUCAGGCCACCCUUCAGCUGCCAAAGCCAUGGCUGUGUCCACAGGCCCAGCUGGCAGAGGUCUGAGGUGCAGCAUCCCCCAAAAGCACCUCCUUUUCUCCAAAGACUAUGGAAGAGAUGGACAGAAAGGUCUCACCCCAAGGCUUGCUGCUCCCCAAGCAAGAACUGGCCCCUGUCACAGGGUUGUCCCCAUGGUGAAGGACAUGUGUGACCUCAGAUAAUCUGGGAAAAUUAUAAAUUGUGGGACACAAACCUCCAACUGCUUUUGAAGUCUUAAUAAAGGUAAUGGGUGAAUCCUCA